This is a messenger RNA of Closterium sp. Naga37s-1, 2352 nucleotides long. The record is from the annotation of a GenBank genome assembly. NCBI's taxonomy places the organism in Eukaryota, Viridiplantae, Streptophyta, Zygnematophyceae, Desmidiales, Closteriaceae.
AUGGCGGUGGUGGACGAGGCGCGAGCGGAGGCGAUGAACGAGGAACGGUGGAGAACGGUGGAGGAGAAAACGGUUCUAUCGUGUACCACGUUCAACGUGCUUGCGCCGAUCUACAAGAGAAUGGGUGUCGAGAGCGAGAGGGAGAGCGCGUGUCAGCAUGUAUGGCGGGAGCGAAAUCAGGAGAUCAUCAAAACGCUUCUCGACACCAAGUCGUCCAUCCUGUGCUUGCAGGAGUGUUGGCUGGCCAAUCCGGAGUGGGUAGACAUGUACGACACAGCGUUACAGGGUGCUGGUUACCAGCUUCUCAAGCUGCCUCGCACAAACGCCAGGGGAGAUGGCCUCGUGAUGGACGGCAGUGAGAGCAUCGGAGUGGGCGGUGGUAGACCACCACCUGCUGUUAUCUUUCCAAUGACUCCCCUUCGUUUCCCCUACACUUCCCCAUCCCCAGGCCUCAUGAUGGCAGUGAGAGCAUCGGAGUGGGCGGUGGUAGACCACCACCCGCUGUGCUUCAACGACUGUGGCGACCGGGUGGCACAGAUUGUCCGACUCCGAGCAAGGCGAGGAGGACGGGGAGAAGGGAAUAGAAGCAUGAAGGGAGGAGAGGUGGAGGAGGGGAGAUGGGGGACGGGGGAGGGCAGAGGAGAGGAGGGGGAGGGAGGGGAGGAGGUGGUGGUGGCAAACACGCACUUGCUCUUCCCACACAACGCCAACUCCAGCAUUGUUCGUCUGUGCCAGGUAUACAAGCUCCUGGAGCGCAUUGAUGGGUACAGAGAGGAGCACCACGCCGGUGCGCUGCCCGUCAUACUCUGCGGGGACCUGAACGGCACGAAGCAGGGCAACGUGUACAAGCUGCUCAGGGCGCAUGGCUUUGUCUCCUCCUUUGACUCGGCGCACCACCACAGCGACGACGACGAGCAGUGGGUGAGUCACCGCAACCACCACGGCAACCUGUGCGGGGUGGACUAUGUGUGGGUGCUCAACCCAGAGCAGCACCACCGAACGCUUGCAGUCAACUGGCGGACGGCGGUCUUUGGCCUUAUUCGAUCCAAGCUCGCUUCGGCCGGCAUCACCAAUGUCGAGGCAGCUUUUGAUUUCUUCCUGCGGGCGGGUGAAGGGCACAAAGCCAUGGGCCCCCUGGCGCAUGGCGGGCGAGUUUUUCCUGAAGGGGGUGCUGCAGGGGAUCAGGCGGCUGCUGCUUUCAACAUGGGUGAUUUCCAGAGGGGACUGGACCGACUGGGGUUGACUGGCGUUGACUCCAUUGGACUGACGCGCAUUGAGGUGGAGGAGCUGAUGCGGUCCGCUGACUGCCAGGGGAAGGGCUGCGUUGACUUUGAAGACUUCAAGGCUCUCUUUGACCAACCCACGUGGGAUGACACCGUGGCAGCUCUCAGGCACUCUCUUGCCACGUCAUGCUCUGCUGACUCACCUCCACCACCUGCUGAAUCAACCGCUGCGGGUGCUGCUGACGUCCACAGUACCACCUCUGACAUCAGCAGUGCCUCGACUGACAUCACCAUCACCUCACCCGACAUCAGCAUCACCUCACCUGACAUCAGCAUCACCUCACCUGACAUCAGCAUCACCUCAGCUGACAUCAGCAUCACCUCACCUGACAUCAGCAUCACCUCAGCUGACAUCAGCAGCCCUGGUCCUCUGAGUUCAAUGUGCAAUCUUUCCACCACCAGCAAUCAACAAACACAGCACACUCAAUGCGUAUCCACAGCCAUCCCCUCUCACCCGUCCUCUCCCUCCCUCCAGUUCCUACCCUCGUCGCAACCAUCACGGCCCUUUUCCCCAUCUUCCCACCUCUCCCCAUUCCCAUCAUCAUCACCCCUGUGUACAUCUCCCAUCUCACUCCUCUCGCCUUCCCCCCUCCUUCACUCGCUCCCCCACACUCGCACUCACUCUCUCCCAGUCAUGACUUGCUCGUCGUCCUCCUCUACCCUGACCUCUUCCUCUACUCCCAUCUCCUCCUCUCCGCCACCCGCUCAAUCCCACCACUUAUUCCACUCUUUCGAACCUUCCAUGCAGUUUCCUCAUCUGCACCUAUUCAGCCAUCUCCCGCUCUUCAGCAAGGCAGUUGCUCUUCAGAUUCACUCAAUGGGGGAAGGUGGGAAAACAGAGGGAAGAGUGGGAGGGACGACCGAGGGGAGGGUGAAGGAGCAGCUGGGUAGUGGAACGAUGCGAGGGAGCAGUGGAAGGGAGGGAGGGAGCAUGCAGCUGCAAGGUGCAUUGAAUCUGGACGUGCUGCAAGCAACGCUGUUCCCAAGGGCCAUGGAGGAGGGCGUGUGGCCGGAAGACUACACCAUUUCUGACCAUGCUGUGCUCACUGUGCGAUUUGGGCGGAGUUGA